AUGGACAGCUGGAUCAAGGCACUACAUCUCUUCCAUGCAGCGCAGGGACUGCAACCCGACUUAGUCACGUGCAGCACUCUGGGUUCCCGGUUGGGGCCAUGGUACUUUGCUGCCAGUGCUGUCACCCAGAUGAUGAUGAGGGGAUUUCGCCUGAACACCUUGACCUACAACGCCUUUGCCAACAGUAUUCAGCCGGGCGAUUGGAAAUCUUCCAAUCUGCUGCUAGCGCAAACGGCGAUGCAAAGAGACUUGGUGUCCUACUCCAUCAUGAUGGAUGGUCACCAAGAGAUUAGUGACUGGCCGUUUGCCUUUCACUUCUUGCAAAAGACACAGCAACUGGCCAUUCGUCCAGAUCCAGCGCUGUUUCACAUCGCCUUGAAGAACUUGGAGGACAGCAAGCGUUGGACAUCAUCCUUAUCCAUCUUGUCUGCACAAAAAUCUCUGGGCCAGGUGGCCACUGGAGUCUCCUACGCCCUCACUCUGGGCUCCUUCGGAUCUUCGCCCCGUUGGGCCAUGGCACUGCAGCUGAUGGAGGGAGCAGAAGCCACCGGGCAGAAGCCGCAGCAGGGCAGCUUCACUGCGCUGCUGGACUCUGUGGAAUGGCAGACAUCGCUGCAGCUCUGUCGAAGGAUGAAGAUGGUCUCGGUGCUUCAAUCUGCACAGUCGACCAACAAGAUCAUGUCAACCUUUCGAGAGGAGUGGUCUCUGGCAUCAGAUCUGCUCCAGGGCCUGUUUUUACGUCGGCUGUCGCCCUUGCCCCGUGCUGACGCGACGCACGUCAUGCCUGGACCGUGGCGGCGAGCGUUGGCGCUUGGAAAGGACCGCUGGCUGACGUCCUUCAGUUGGUCCUUAGCUAUGCUCCUGUUGAACCAGGCGGUGAGUUUGGAGACCACAAUGCACAACGCCGUGGUGAGCGCCUGCGAGAAAUCCACGCGUUGGACGUGGGCCAUGGAGCUUUUGCAACGCAUCACGACUGUUGGUCGACCGUCUACGGCGUCCUUCAAUGCUGCCGCCAGUGCAUCUUUUGGACAUUGGGGCAUCGUUUUGGACAUCUUUCAACGACUUUCGCAACGGCACCUUCAAGCAACAGCUUUUUCCUUCACAACAGCGCUGAGCAGCUGCGAGAAAUGCCACGCCUGGCAAAGGGCCCUGGCGAUUUUGGUCGACCAAGCGCCGGCCAGAGUGGCGGUUUUCAAUGCAGCCAUCAGCAGUUGCGAAAGAGGAAGACAGUGGCGAAAAGCCUUGGCUCUGUUGUUUGACAUGGACCUCUUUUCUAUCGAGAAGGAUGUCAUCAGUUUAAACUCUGCUAUCAGCUGCUGCGAAAAAUGUAGUCGCUGGUGCGAAUCUCUUGCUCUUCUUCAUGAUAUGCGUUUCCAAGAACUUUUUCCGGACAUGUUUUCCAUCAACUCAGCAUUGCUCAGUUGCAGAAAUGCGCACAGGUGGCGCGAAGCAUUGGAUCUUUUCAAUUGUGUCAAGCAAUUUUCGUUGCAAGCAGAUGCCCUUUCGUGGGAUUUCGUUUUAGCUGCUUGUGAAGAGUGUGGUCAGUGGAUGCAAGCAAAUGCCUUGCUCUUGAAGUUGCGGGAACUUUCGGACUUGCAGUUCUUGAGGCCGUUUGAUACUGGCUACUCGGCAGAUGAGCAUGAAUAUCAACACAUUUGUUGCAAGUCUGAUGGGUGA
Molecule: messenger RNA, 1677 nt
Organism: Cladocopium goreaui
Lineage: Eukaryota; Dinophyceae; Suessiales; Symbiodiniaceae
Source: the annotation of a GenBank genome assembly